UGCUCCAGUUUGUGUGGCCGCCGCCGCGGGAACACCAGCCGGUAGUUUUUCCGCGUCGAGAGAGGCGAGGUCUUCGAGUUUGGCGGCGUGAGCGUGAGCGAGUGUCGGUCUCCACAGUCCUCUCCUUACGUGACACCCGGCAUGGAGGUUGAUCAGAGCCUACAGCCUGGCGGCACGGCCGUGGCUCCCGCGCGGCAGGAGUCGCCGCGGUCCGAGUCCGGGGAGGAGCCGCAGCCCCGGCAUCCCGAGAAAAAGCAACGAUGUAGAUAUGAUGGCCAAGAAACAAAAGGAUCUAAGUUCAUUACCUCCAAUUCAAGUGACUUCAGUGACCCAGUUUACAAAGAGAUUGCUAUUACAAAUGGUUGCAUUAAUAGAAUGAGUAAGGAUGAACUCAGAGCUAAACUUUCAGAAUUCAAGCUUGAAACCAGAGGAGUAAAGGAUGUACUAAAGAAGAGGCUGAAAAACUAUUAUAAGAAGCAGAAGCUGAUGUUGAAAGAGGAUAAUUGUGCUGACAGUUACUACGACUACAUUUGUAUUAUUGACUUUGAAGCCACUUGUGAAGAGGGUAACCCACCUGACUUCAUACAUGAAAUAAUUGAAUUUCCUGUUGUUUUACUGAAUACUGGUACCUUAGAAAUAGAAGAUACGUUUCAGCAGUAUGUGAGACCAGAGGUUAACACCCAGCUUUCUGAUUUCUGCAUGAAUUUAACUGGAAUUACUCAGGAUCAGGUAGACAGAGCUGAUACCUUCCCUCAGGUACUGAAAAAAGUAAUUGACUGGAUGAAAUUGAAGGAAUUAGGAACAAAGUAUAAGUAUUGCAUAUUAACAGAUGGUUCGUGGGAUAUGAGUAAGUUCCUGAACAUUCAGUGCCGGCUCAGCAGGCUCAAAUAUCCUCCUUUUGCUAAAAAGUGGAUCAAUAUUCGAAAGUCAUAUGGAAACUUUUACAAGGUUCCUAGAGGCCAAACCAAACUGACAAUAAUGCUUGAAAAACUAGGAAUGGAUUAUGAUGGGCGGCCUCACAGUGGCCUUGAUGACUCCAAGAAUAUUGCCCGAAUAGCAGUUCGAAUGCUUCAGGAUGGAUGUGAACUCCGAAUUAAUGAAAAAAUGCAUGCAGGACAGUUAAUGAGUGUGUCUUCCUCAUUACCAAUAGAGGGCGCUCCACCUCCACAAAUGCCACAUUCUAGAAAAUAACAGCAUUUUUGCCUUUUGCCCAUGGAUCAUUCACUAUAACUGGAGUUGCUAUAAAGGGGUAGCAGAUGAAUACUUAUUGAACUAGUCUUGCAGUGCAAAAUUUAAGCACCUUAGAUAUAAAAUCUUAUUUACAGUUAUAGAUACAUAUAUGUGAACAGAUUCUGUGGAGAGGGCAUAUUGAAUUAUUUGUCACCAGCACUUUUAUAUGAGCAGUAAUUAUUACACGGUAACAGUUCCUUUAGAACUGAAUUUUAUAUUUUAAGGUGUCUAAGAUGUGUUUCUUUUGGUUUUAAAUGCAAAGUUUAUUGAGUUUCCCUUUAAUUGUCAUCUCAUUGAGUUAAAAUAUAUAAUGUAUUUCUACAUUAACAUCAUUAGAUCAAAUUAUUAAAUUGCAGAAAAGAUUGGAAGGUGGACCUUAUAUAGCUUUUGGUUUCUAAACAUAUUAUAAUCCUACUGAUUUUUGAAGUUUAUAUGUGAAGUUCAACUGUUUGUGGUGAAUUUCAUAAAAUCCUUGGUACA
Eptesicus fuscus (big brown bat) is the source of this 1710-nucleotide messenger RNA. It is a transcript of the gene ERI1, whose product is annotated as exoribonuclease 1. Gene Ontology annotation, biological process: exonucleolytic trimming to generate mature 3'-end of 5.8S rRNA from tricistronic rRNA transcript (SSU-rRNA, 5.8S rRNA, LSU-rRNA). Lineage: Eukaryota; Metazoa; Chordata; Mammalia; Chiroptera; Vespertilionidae. The record is from RefSeq and is a predicted model, not a curated record. Gene Ontology annotation, molecular function: nucleic acid binding; 3'-5'-RNA exonuclease activity. The transcript is spliced from 7 exons. The coding region runs from base 142 to 1191 and encodes 349 amino acids. Gene Ontology annotation, cellular component: cytoplasm; nucleolus.